UUCUUCCCUUCCAUACCACAGAAGUGAAUAUUACUAUUACUAACACUAUUCUUCAGCCACACGCUCUCUAUCCAUCUAUUAUAAAAUCUACCCUCAUCUUACCUUCUCUUCUACAUUUGCAGCAACAACACAUUUAAUCAUCUUCGUUCUUCAUAAUAAUAAUAAUGCACAAGAGCGCUUCAGGUUCCACGUUGGGCCCGGGCGGCCUGGACCUAACCCAGGCCUUCUUCAGGCCCAUAACCAACGCGGCUCCUCCCUCUCCGACCAAGCGCCACAACAAGAUCUCCGUGAUCGGCGCCGGCAACGUGGGAAUGGCCAUAGCGCAGACCAUCCUCACUCAGGACCUCACCGACGAGCUCGUCCUCGUCGACACCAACACCGACAAGCUCCGCGGCGAGAUGCUUGACCUCCAGCACGCCGCCGCCUUCCUCCCCCGCACCAAGAUCAACUCCUCCGCCGAUUCCUCCGUCACCGCCGGCUCCGACCUCUGCAUCGUCACCGCCGGCGCCCGCCAGAUAGUCGGCGAGUCACGCCUCAACCUCCUCCAGAGGAACCUCUCCCUCUUCCGCGCCAUCAUUCCGCCUCUCGUCCGUUACUCCCCCGACACCAUUCUCCUCAUCGUUUCCAACCCCGUCGACAUUCUCACCUACGUCGCUUGGAAACUCUCUGGUUUCCCCUCCAACCGCGUCAUCGGCUCCGGCACCAACUUGGACUCUUCCCGCUUUCGUUUCCUCAUCGCCGAUCAUCUCGACCUCAACGCUCAGGACGUACAGGCAUAUAUAGUAGGGGAGCAUGGGGAUAGUUCGGUGGCGUUGUGGUCUAGCAUUAGCAUAGGGGGUGUUCCGGUUCUGAGCUUUUUGGAGAGCCAACACAUUGGGUAUGAGAAAGAGACGUUGGAGAACAUACACAAGUCAGUGAUAGAUGGUGCCUAUGAAGUGAUCAGGCUGAAAGGGUACACUUCAUGGGCCAUUGGGUACUCUGUGGCUAACUUGGCACGGUCCUUCAUCAGGGACCAGAGGAAGAUCCACCCUGUGUCUGUUCUGGCUAAGGGCUUUUACGGGAUCGAUGGAGAAGUGUUCCUGAGUUUGCCUGCACUUGUUGGUAGAGGAGGGGUUCUGAGUGUGACCAAUGUGCACUUGAAUGAAGAGGAGACACAGAGGCUUAAGGACUCUGCCAAGACCAUCCACGAGGUGCAGACUCAAUUGGGUAUUUGAAUUUUCUGUGAUGGUCACGUGGAUAUCCGGUUACUGCUUUUUUGUCCUUAAGUUUUCUUUUGUUCUUCUCCCCAUGAUGAUAUGGUUUGACCUAAAUUAUUAGUACUUGCUGCUGUUAGUGUUAGUCCCUGCCCCCUUCUGGCAGUGCAAGUGUUUUUGUUGCGUCAAGUGCUGACCCGUGUCUUGUGAGAUGUGUUUUGCUUCCUCUAUGAUUUUAAUUGGCCAAGUAAAAAUUCAUUUUUAUAUACUUGCCAGGUUUUGUGCCUCAA
Molecule: messenger RNA, 1483 nt
Organism: Glycine soja
Lineage: Eukaryota; Viridiplantae; Streptophyta; Magnoliopsida; Fabales; Fabaceae
Product: L-lactate dehydrogenase A-like
Exons: 2
Coding region: 165-1214 (349 amino acids)
Biological process (GO): carboxylic acid metabolic process
Cellular component (GO): cytoplasm
Molecular function (GO): L-lactate dehydrogenase (NAD+) activity
Source: RefSeq, a predicted model, not a curated record